Messenger RNA from Paramuricea clavata, 489 nucleotides. The record is from the annotation of a GenBank genome assembly. Lineage: Eukaryota; Metazoa; Cnidaria; Anthozoa; Malacalcyonacea; Plexauridae.
AUGGAAGCAGAAUAUCGAGCGACAAUUCAGAUUUUUCGGUAUCGAAGACCCACAACUAAAGAAAGACGGACUUAUUAUAUACGGAUCGGUCAAGAAAUCGCUGACUUAGACGACUCCAUACCCGACCCAGCACUCGAAGGAAAUCAAAACGAAUAUACUCGCUUAAUUCACAAGCUCGAUCAGCACUUUCUGCCGAGAGAGAAUAAAGAUUAUGCUCGUUUUAAACUCGGAAAUUUGGUACAACAAGACGACGAACUGAUGGCGACUUACUACGCCCGAAUCAGAGAAAUCGCCAAGAAAUGUAGCUAUACAGACGAAAACGAUGCGAUACGCGACCACUUGAUCAAAACAAUGCAUAACAAUGCGAUUCGUGUCAAAGCUAUUCGCAACAACUGGACACUACAAGAAAUUCUCGAGGAAGCAGCAAUCACCGAGCAAGGUCAACUGCAAGCCAAAGAAAUCAAGCAGCCAAAGAGUGAAAUAUGCUAA